Messenger RNA from Triplophysa rosa, 5644 nucleotides. It is a transcript of the gene mllt10, whose product is annotated as MLLT10 histone lysine methyltransferase DOT1L cofactor. Gene Ontology annotation, cellular component: nucleus. The record is from RefSeq and is a predicted model, not a curated record. NCBI's taxonomy places the organism in Eukaryota, Metazoa, Chordata, Actinopteri, Cypriniformes, Nemacheilidae. Gene Ontology annotation, biological process: regulation of transcription by RNA polymerase II. The transcript has 20 exons. Gene Ontology annotation, molecular function: nucleosome binding; histone binding. The coding region runs from base 895 to 4032 and encodes 1045 amino acids.
GUCAAUAAGAGACCAUCAUAGAUAGGAACUCCUUUCAAAAAGCAUCCCAGGCAGCGGUUGAUAAAAGUAGCCUACAGUUUUUUUUAAUUGAAAGAUGUCUCAUAUGCAUGCAGUUGUGAUAAGUUUACUAUUAUUCUAAAUCUUUGAACGAUAUUGUAUUUAGAUAUUUAUUAUUAAAAUCGUUAAUUAAUAAAUAAAUAACCUCAUGGUGGCUGCUUCAUCGAGUCUUCAAUACUGAAUACGCGUUAGAGUAAAUGAGCCUUUAUUUUGAUAUAUUUACUUAGUGUAUACUUUAGCCUAAUUGGAAUUACUUCUUCCCAUCUUCCAAAUAGAUAGGUGUAUUCCACAAAGUCGGAAGAAAACAUCACCUAUAGGCCUACUUAUGUGAAUUCUUCUGUUCUGAGGUGAAACUGGUAAUUAAUUUUGACAAGUUAUUUCGCACCUUAAUGAAACAGCAUGUGUAACCGCAAUCUGCUUACUGCAGAAUUGUAGGCCUCGUUUCUAUACGUGGAAGCCACAUGUGCUCCUCACAUCAUACGUUGUCACCUCAAUGCAAAAAAAACAACUCCAAAAUUUUGCUUGUAGCAGUGCACCGUCGCACGCCCCCACCAGCGGAAAAAAUGAAUGGCGCUCGUCGCGUGUAUCAAACAACCCACAAGGCCUGUCGCUAGUCUUCGGGCACCCUCCUUUCAGCGCGUUCCGCGCAUGCGCUUUUGCGAGAAUCUUCAGGACAGGGUUUGUGUGUUGAGCCCAAAAAACCCGCUUAAACACCAAUGCGACUGAAAUAUGGCUUUUCAUCGAAAUGGGACUUAAACUUCGACUUUCAGUGGAGAUAGGGAUUCGCGAGACAAACGCCCGAUCGCCUUUUUGUUGCUCUUUGUGUUGUGGUGGUAGAUGGUAUCCAGCGAGUUGUAUCUGCCAGAGGAAGACGACGACUCGGCGAGUACUAUGAAGGAGAUGAUCGGAGGUUGCUGCGUCUGCUCAGAUGAAAGAGGCUGGGCCGAAAACCCUUUAGUCUACUGCGACGGUCACGGGUGUAAUGUUGCCGUCCAUCAAGCCUGCUAUGGAAUUGUCCAAGUCCCCACAGGCCCCUGGUUCUGUAGGAAAUGUGAAUCACAGGAGCGAGCUGCCAGGGUGAGAUGUGAGCUGUGUCCCCACAAAGAUGGAGCCCUGAAACGAACAGACAAUGGAGGUUGGGCCCAUGUGGUUUGUGCUCUUUACAUCCCAGAGGUUGAGUUCGCCAAUGUUUCCACCAUGGAGCCCAUCGUGCUUCAGUCUGUCCCUCACGAGCGUUAUAACAAGACGUGCUACAUCUGCGAGGAACAAGGCCGUGAGAGCAAAGCUGCUACUGGAGCUUGCAUGACAUGUAACAAACAUGGCUGCCGACAGGCCUUUCACGUCACAUGUGCUCAGUUUGCUGGGUUGUUGUGUGAAGAACAGGGUUCAGAUGCUGAUAAUGUGAAAUACUGUGGAUACUGCAAAUACCAUUACAGCAAACUGAAACAUAAAGAAAGAGAUCGGCAUAAACCAAAGCACAAAAAGUCUUUGGAGCUUUCGCCAUCACUGGUACCAGCACUGAUGGUGAGCUCUGAGAAGAGCUACAACAACAGCAGCAGCGGAGGAAGCGUCUCCUCCAUCUCUUCCGCUCAGAAGCGACUCGACGACAGCGGAGGCCGCUUCACCAAUGCCAACUUCCAGGAAGUUCCAUCUCACUCCAGUUCCAGUUCAAAGGACGGCGGGUCCUCAGAUGGCAAGAGCUCCGAGGGCAAGACCAAGAAGUCCAGCAGUCACGGCACCGGCUUGAGCUCCGGGUCCAGAGGCCGCAAGUCUGUGCCGGGUAAACCCCACGGCCCCGUGGUCACCACGGCAACUUCAUGCACGGUCCCCUCCGCAUCCAGUCCGUUUCAGCAAGGUCUUUUAUUAGGCUGCAGUACUAAAUCAGCCUCCAGUGGAUCUGUGGUCCAGCCCACCUCUGACUUCCUCAGUUUCUCGGAUGCCACCCUGAGGACCAGCGAGUCCUACACUCCUUCCUUUGGCCGUUCUCACGUGAAGAGUGGUUCAGAGGGCGGAGCCUCUGAGGGCAUGGUGGGUCUCAGCACCUUUAGCAUGUUGUCCCAAAGCUCCAGCUCCGGCAAGCAUUACGAAAACUGUCACCCUGCCGGCGAGCUCGGGGGCCUGACUGCAGCCAGCUACAAACGCCCCCAACCCUCCUCCUCGUCUUCCUCUGCAACCUCAUCUUCCUCCACUGGCGAAGACGGUGUGAAGAAGAAGAAACGGGGGAACUGGAAGAACCGAUACGGACCGUGCUACACCUCCCAGGAUGGUAAAACCACAGACACUGGAGAACAUGGAGCGGCACUGCCCUUAUCCACCUCCUCUUCGCCAUCCUCCAUGAGCAUGUUGGGCGGCCGCGGAAGCGCCGUCAGCAGUACAGGAGGCGUGGGAGCAGGGGGUGCCGGUAGCAGUAGUUUGGGGAUUCAGAAGUCCCCAUCUCUCCUCAGGAAUGGGAGCUUGCAGAGUAUGGCUGUCAGCUCCCCACCUGCUGGACCAGGCUCGUAUUCCAGCAGUAGCGAUGUAGCUUGCCCGGUGCCCAGCGUAGUGCUCGGAGGGUCUCUGUCUGGAUCCAACUCUGAUCCAGUACCGACUCAUCAGUCAGUGGUCACUUCCAUGCCCACCCUCACCUCACUCCCCCCGGCUGCCCCGUUCACCAGCACCUCAUCCACACACUCAAACUUGCUACCGGGAUCCUUCAACUUGGCGCCGUCUCACAUGUUUGGAAACAGACUGAACCCGAAUUCAGCCAUGGCUGCCCUGAUCGCCCAAUCCGAGAGCUCCCCAGCAGAUCAGGAACUGGGGGACGGAGCUCUCGGCUUCUCCAGAAGAGGAAACUCACCAAAGGCAAACCUCUCCCCUCGGUCUCCGUUAAGUGGUCUGCAUAUCCGGUAUGACUCGUCAGGACCGUUGGUUUCAGGGCUUGGUUCUGGUACAGAUUCACUGCCCCCUGUGGCCACCAGCAUCGACCAGCUGCUGGAAAGACAAUGGAAUGAUGGACAACAGUUCCUAUUACAACAGGGUUCACAGGAAGAUGUGCUGGGAAUGCUGAAAUCCCUGCAUCAGCUGCAGGUUGAAAACAGACGCUUGGAAGAACAGAUCCGAACUCUGACCAUGAAGAAGGAAAGACUGCAGCUCUUGAGCGCGCAACUCUCCGUGCCUUUUACCCCCACGAGCACCACAGCCACCACUGCCUCCUCUCCUCUAUAUCCCGGCAACACUCACACAGACAUGCUGCACAGCAAGAACAUUCAGCUAGGCAGCAGUGUUUUAACAGACUCCUCUCAACCCUUGCCCACUCAGGAUCCCCUGUCUGGUGGCCAUAGUAGCAGAAGUAGCACGUCCUCUCUCUCCACCCCCCCUUCUGCGGCACACAGCCCCCCCCAGCAGCAGGUCAACGGUGUCGGCAUGGCCGGGGUGGCCGUCCAGCCUGGCAAUGCCAACUCGUCUCUGCCUGCCAUAGCUGGGGUGACGGGUCUGAUGGGCGAUCUACAGGGGAACCACCUGACCAUGAGUGGUAUCGUGGGUGCCCUGAAUGGAGUGAUCCAGAGUUCCCCCAGCCUGACACAAAACACCAGCUCCCUGACCACCUAUCCCUCAAUUACAAGCGCUUCUUUGCCCAACAGCCUCAAUAACAGCAGCGGGACCACUGUGAAAACCAGUGCGGCGAGACUUCUGACGGAGCAGCACAGGCAGAUCCUGCUCCAUCAACAUCAACAUCAACUGCAGCAGCUCUUCAGCUCCCAGCAACCCACACCCGAACAGCAGCAGGUUCUGCUCUAUCAGUUAAUGCAGCAGCAGCAGCAAAAACAACAACAGCAGCAGCAGAAUGACGUACAGCUGCCCAUCAACAGCCUGCUGCCCGGCACCCAGCCAACCAUAACCAACAACCCCUUCCUCGCCAUGCACGACAGCAACGCUUCCAAAACUGGACGGCUGGGAGACAAGUCUGUAUCGCUGACAGGGCAGGAGAAGACCUGAUGCAGAAAAAAAGAUUGUGGAGCUCCGCCUUAUGGAUCUUUCUCAUCAGCGCAUCCCAAGAGGCCCGGCUAUCUGAGCAACAAAACCAGAAUGUUCACCCACUGCACGAAACUCUCACAAGCACCAGCCUUGAUAUGUACACACACUUGCCAGUUUGAUGCCCAUCUGGCAAAAAACAUGUUGCACUGAGUUUGAGUAAAUCACUUGCUGUAAACUUUACGGUCCCAUGGGGGCGAGACGACUCGCAAACAUAUGUGCGCGCACACGCGGUCUCUCUCACCCUGCCAGUGUGCUGAAAAUGACACUUACAUGGUGUGAGUUGCUGUGGGCGCUAGGUCUUGGAUGAGAACUGAAGUUGUCGGAUGGUUCAUGGAGGAUGGUCUGCUAUCUGCUUGUGGAUCAGUAUCUGCUCUCCACUGUUACCUCUCUUUACCCCUUUAACAAAGAAAAACAUAAUUUCAAUAAAACCUGUCGUAUUUGUCUGUGUGUAUGAAUAACGCGGUCAAAUGUGUUCGAUCGGAUAUUUGUGCACCAUGAAGGCCUUCUGCAUUCUGAUCUUCAGCUUUCCCCGUGAGGAGGCAUUCCAAAGGUCCACAAACUGUCUCAUUGACCCUGCUGCACUCUUUGAAGAGCAACUACCUCUCAAGGCAGGACACAAACCAGGCCCUAACCCAAGUGCCUGGCUCCGUUUUCCAAGCUGUCAGGGGGCGCCACGCGCUGGAGACGCUGCCAACCUCUCCCUGUUUUUUCCUCCCUCCAGUUGAUCCAUUUGUGUGAAAUUGGUACCAAUCAGCGUCGCUCAGGCAAUAGUAGUUCAGAGCCUGUACAGUGACUACACUGAAACCUGUCUGAUUUCGAAUGUUUGUGCUGCAUUGAUCGUUUUUUGAAGCCAACUUUAUAGUUCCUUUUUUAUUUAUUUGCAUUGACUACAUGUUGGGCGCAAGUAAGAUAUUUUAACGCCCAACUCGCAGAAUGUUUUUAUACUACUGUAAAAAAAGAUCUCGGCUGUUUUGAGUUUUGUAAACUCAUCAUUUUGAUGUCUGGUGUUUGAAGUUAUAAAAAAAGAACAAACCCUACUUGACGAUGAAAUUUUCUUGUAAAUACGCCUGGUUUCUUUGUUGCUAUGUAAAUGAACAGAUGCAUAUUGGAUUAAGAAUAAGCUGUCAGAAUAAAUAAGGUUUAGUUAGCACAGUUUUACCUCUUUUUUUGUUGUUGUAAAUAAAUAUUUGUGAUUCACUUAGUGGUGUGAAGGACUGUUUUAAAGCACUGUAAGUGAGUUCCGAUUUUUUCUCAAGUUUUCGACAAGACUGGUGACUGGAUAAAGUGUAUUAAUUUAUUUUUGUAUGUGCAGGGGCGUUUUUCAUUUUGCACCAUUUUAUUGAUGUGGUUUUAUAUUCCAUUAUAGAUGUGGUAUGUCCACGUUCUCAUGUAAAUGUACAGAAAUUAUGCAGAAUCUCUAAAGUUUGUAUUUAAACGGCGAAAGUGAACCCACACAAAUCCUGCUUCAUAUUAAGAAAUUUUGAACACUGAGAUUGUAGUGUUGCGCUUUUUUCAGUGAUAAAUUAAAAUCUGUUUAUUACAAUGCGUACGUUGUCUUUGUACUUUAUACUUG